Messenger RNA from Ficedula albicollis (Collared flycatcher), 3153 nucleotides. RefSeq names its product immunoglobulin superfamily member 10-like. Lineage: Eukaryota; Metazoa; Chordata; Aves; Passeriformes; Muscicapidae. Gene Ontology annotation, molecular function: protein binding. The annotation marks the transcript as partial. The transcript has 8 exons. The record is from RefSeq and is a predicted model, not a curated record.
AUGGGGGCCCCGCGCACGGAGCCCCGAGCGCUGGGGACCCUCCUGGGGACCCUCCUGGGGACCCUCCUGGCCUGCCUGGCCACCCUGCCGGCCACCAGCGCCUGUCCCCGGCCCUGCGCCUGCCCCGGCCCCGCCGAGCUCCACUGCACCUUCCGCUACCUGAGCGCCGUCCCGCCGCGCAUCCCGCCCGGCGCGCAGCGCAUCAACCUGGGCUACAACAGCCUGCGGAAGCUCAGCCCCACGGACUUUGCUGGCCUGGAGAAGCUGGAGUUACUGAUGCUGCACAGCAAUGAGAUCAGCACCAUCCCUGACAAGGUGUUCAGUGAUUUACAUUCACUGCAGGUCUUAAAAAUGAGUUACAACAAGGUCAGAGUGCUUCAGCAGGAUGUGUUUUAUGGCCUGAGCAGCUUGGUACGGCUGCACAUGGACCACAAUCAAAUUGAAUUUGUGAACCCCAAUGUUUUCUAUGGACUCACUUCCUUGAGGCUGGUCCACCUGGAUGGAAAUUUACUUCAGCAGCUGCAUCCAGACACUUUUGUCACCUUGCGCUACAGUCAGAUAUUCAGGACAUCCUUCCUGAAGCACAUCUCUCUGGCUGACAAUCUGCUGACCUCACUUCCACGAGAAAUGUUUUCCUACAUGCCAGAGCUCGAGAGCAUUUACCUGCACGGGAACCCCUGGUCCUGUGACUGCAGCCUGCAGGGCUUUGCAGCGUGGGCACGGGACAGACCAGAUGUUAUAAAGUGCAGGAAAGAGAGAAGUUCUGGUGUCCAGCAAUGCCCAGUCUGUGCUAGUCCCAGAAAUCACAACGGGAAAAGUUUAGCAGAUCUUCCUUCUGCAUCUUUCAUCUGCACUAAGCCAGUCAUCCAGGACUCCCUGAAAUACAGGAACCUCACGAUGCCAGACGAUGGGGAUUUCCGUUUUGUGUCUCCCGAGGACUUGAUAGCCCCGAUAGGAUCUGUGGUUCUGAACCUGACUGACCAAGCAGGAAAUCGAGGCGACUUGGUUUGCGAUGUCCAGAAACCAAAGGAAACGUCUCCCAUCUCGUUUGAGAAAAGCGGCAACAGCACAGUGCUCAAAACCUCCUUCUCAGCAUUCCUGGUGUGUGCUAUCGACUUUGAACGCAUCCAGCAGCUCUGGAGCAUCCUGGCGCUGUACAGCAACUCUCCUUUGGAGCUGGAGCAAACCGUGCAGGUAUCCGACGCGCCUUUUAUUAGCUACAAGUACAAGCAGGUCUCCAGCGAGAGGGACGAGCUGUUCACCGCGGUGGAGGCGGUGCUGCGGGCCGAGCCAGGCUGGCUGCUGCAGCGGCGGCUGGCCCUGCGGCUGGAGCGGGCGGGCAGCACGCUCAGCGCGCUGCGCCUCCGCCUGUCCGCCCGGCUCAGCCUGCCCGGCCGCCCGCAGAGCCAGGACAGCGGCAGCAGCGGCCGCAGCGAGCUCACCGUGCCGCCCGGGGGCUCGCUGGAGCUGCGCUGCCGGGCGGAGGGGCAGCCGGCCCCGGCCCUGCUCUGGGCGCUGCCCGACGGCAGCAGGCUGCGGGCGCCCCACGUCAGCGAGGACGGCAGGAUCGCCGUGCUCGGGAGCGGGGUGCUGGCGCUGAGGAUGGCCGACGUGUUCGACUCGGGGCUCUACCACUGCGUCGGCACCAACCGGCAGGACGCCGAUGUGCUCACGUUCCGGGUCACGGUGCUGGAGCCGUGGCCGGAGCGCGGCGCGGUCAACGGGGCGCGGCUGGCGGCGGCUCUCGGCAGCACCCUGCACCUGCCCUGCAGCGCCACGGCCGCCCCGGACCCUGCCCUCACCUGGGUGCUACCCGAGCACACCGUCCUGAGCCACUCCGCGGGGAACAAACGCAUCCUCGCCGAUGGCACCUUGAGAAUCCAGGGGGUGACGGAGCGGGACGCGGGCUACUUCCGAUGUGUCGCGGCCAACCGGUACGGGGCUGACCUGCUGGUGUUCCAGGUGCUCCUGACACAGGAUGGAACUGCUCUGGAGGAACGGCAAGGGGCUCUGGGCGAGUGGGAAGAAGGCUCUGGCAAUGAUCUGCUGCUCUCUGCUGAGCCUCCCCCCGGGAGCAUCGGUGCAGGCUCCAUGCCCAAAGCAGCAGUGCUGGGGGUCCCCGACAGCCCUGAGACAGCUCAGCACAGGCCCAGGGCAGCCACACAGACAGCAGCAGCCCUGGGCACCUGCGGGAGCACCUGCUCCGCCCGCGCCUGGGCUGAAAGGCCACAAGACCGAGACACCACCACCAUCCCCAGCCCCACCACCUCGGGCUCUGCAAGCAGAAACCACUUCUCAAAGCCCAGAAUCGUCGGAGGGGAAUCAGCUGCUUACACUCUGCUGGCGAAUUCUGAUGCUUUUAUUCCUUGUGAAGCUACUGGGAACCCCCCUCCAACAAUACAGUGGACCAAGAUACCAUCAGGCCGCGGUGCCGCAGGUGCCAGCUGGGCGGUGCUGCCCAACGGGACUCUGGCCAUCGCCCGGGCGGGGCUGCAGGACGCGGGGCAGUACCUGUGCACGGCGGCCAACGCUCUCGGCGCGGCGCGCCUGCUGGUCACGCUGGCCGUGCUGGGCUCGCCCCCGCGCAUCGCCGGCGGCCAGCCGCGCCUGCUGACCGCGCACUCGGGGACCAGCGUGGCGCUGCCCUGCAAAGCCCAGGGCUGGCCCCCUCCCAGCAUCUCCUGGCUCCUGGCGAACAGCACCCGCCUGUCGCGCCUGUCGCACCCCUCGGGCCCCGGCAGAGCCCGCGUGGAGCCGGACGGCACGCUGCUCCUCCGGGCCGUCACCGUGUACGACCGCGGCCUCUACACCUGCCUGGCCACCAACCCCGCGGGCUCGGACGCGCUGGCCCUGAGGCUGCAGGUGGUCGCGGCCCCUCCCAGCAUCCUGGAGGAGAAGAGACAGAGCGUGGUGGGAGUGCUGGGGGACAGCCUGAGGCUGCCCUGCACGGCACAGGGGAACCCCGAGCCCACGGUGCACUGGGUGCUGCCCGACGGCACAGUGCUGGAACCAGUGCAGCCGGAACCUCUGCAGAUGGAACCCCUGCAGCCAAAACCCCUGCAGCUGGAACCCCUGCAGCCAAAACCCCUGCAGGUGGAACCCCUGCAGGUAAAACCCCUGCAGCUGGAACCCCUGCAGCUGGAACCCCUGCAG